AUAUCUGCUCUGUGAUUGGUGGGAUCAGGCCAACAGGAUUAAUAUGAGAGCAGCAGCAGAGACACAGACAGACAGAUGAAGGUGGACGGACGCUGUGGGCGACAGGAAUCAGACAAACAGUGUCAGCCAUGUUUGCGGGUCGAGCGUCAGCCACAGGAGCCGCUGGACCCUCAGCGGCCGUAGCAGGAAAGGCUGGAAAGUUGUCAGUGGAGGAGCUCUAUGGUUUCAGCAAGAAGCCCAAAGUAAACAGAGGGAAUUCUGGAAAACCAGAGAAAACCGAAGUGAAGAAGGAUGUGAAGGAGAAAGAAGAGUCGGUGCUGGCGUCUCAGAUCCUGGAGGCCGCCCGGAGGCUGAUGGAGAGGCGACGCCUCGAGAUCUACCUGAAGGAGUGUGACAUCACCAUGGAGCAGAGGGACAUGCAAUACAGGAAUCUUGGGAAAUCUGGGCUGAGAGUGUCCUGCUUAGGACUGGGAACAUGGGUGACAUUUGGCUCUCAGAUCUCUGACGAGAUGGCAGAGAGUGUGAUGACGGUGGCGUACGACAGCGGAGUGAAUUUGUUCGACACAGCGGAGGUUUACGCCUCGGGGAGGGCGGAGACGACUCUGGGAAACAUCCUGAAGAAGAAAGGAUGGAGGAGGUCCAGUUAUGUGGUGACCACUAAGCUCUACUGGGGCGGACAGGCAGAGACGGAGCGAGGGUUGUCACGGAAACACAUCAUUGAAGGUCUGCGUGGCUCACUCUCCAGGUUACAGCUGGACUAUGUGGACAUCGUUUUUGCCAACAGAACAGACGUGAACGCGCCGAUGGAGGAGAUCGUUCGAGCCAUGACCUUCGUCAUCGAGCAGGGCAUGGCCAUGUACUGGGGGACGUCCCGCUGGAACGUGGUGGAGAUAAUGGAGGCGUACUCCAUCGCGAGGCAGUUUAACCUGAUCCCUCCGGUAUGCGAGCAGGCUGAGUAUCACUACUUCCAGAGAGACAAAGUAGAGCUGCACCUGCCCGAGCUCUACCACAAGAUCGGUGUCGGAGCCAUGACCUGGUCCCCGUUAGCCUGCGGCCUACUGACGGGCAAAUACAACGAGGGCGUCCCUGAGAGCUCCAGAGCCGCCAUGAAGGGCUACGCUUGGCUGAAGGAGCGCCUCUGCAGUGAUGAGGGGAAGAAGCAGCUCAGCAAAAUCAAAGAGCUCCACCUGCUGGCUGACAGGCUGAACUGCACGGCUGCUCAGCUGGCAAUUGCCUGGUGUCUCCGCAGUGAAGGCGUCAGCUCGGUGCUUCUCGGCGUCUCCAACACAGAACAGCUGCUUGAGAACCUCGGCUCUGUCAGG
Molecule: messenger RNA, 1322 nt
Organism: Pelmatolapia mariae (spotted tilapia)
Lineage: Eukaryota; Metazoa; Chordata; Actinopteri; Cichliformes; Cichlidae
Product: voltage-gated potassium channel subunit beta-3-like
Exons: 14
Biological process (GO): transmembrane transport; regulation of potassium ion transmembrane transport; potassium ion transport
Cellular component (GO): cytoplasm; membrane; voltage-gated potassium channel complex
Molecular function (GO): voltage-gated potassium channel activity; transmembrane transporter binding; potassium channel regulator activity
Source: RefSeq, a predicted model, not a curated record